Salvelinus sp. IW2-2015 is the source of this 603-nucleotide messenger RNA. RefSeq names its product large ribosomal subunit protein mL52. Gene Ontology annotation, molecular function: structural constituent of ribosome. The record is from RefSeq and is a predicted model, not a curated record. Gene Ontology annotation, cellular component: mitochondrial large ribosomal subunit. NCBI's taxonomy places the organism in Eukaryota, Metazoa, Chordata, Actinopteri, Salmoniformes, Salmonidae. Gene Ontology annotation, biological process: mitochondrial translation.
UCAAAUCCACCACCUGUUUGCCGUAUCUUGAGCACUGCUAGUGGUCAAAAUAAUCCUCACAUGAAAAUCCAACAUGGCGGCGCCCCUUAGGACAUUGUGUAGUACAGCUUUGAGGCAUUCCAGUCGUUGUUUUACUACGACUUGUGGGGCACAGGCUGGAAUCAAGUGGAGYACAGAAAAUGGUCUUGCCCGCAGUGGAACAGAGUAUGGCCCCCUGACAGAUUUCCCUGACUGGUCCUUUGCAGAUGGCCGGUCGGCAUCCCCACUGAAAGGACAGCUGAGGAGAAAGCAGGAGAGAGAGACGUUAGCAAGACGUGUAGUGAAUCUAAGCUCUGAGGUGGAUAAAGGGAUGGAAGUGUGGAGGGAGAAACGGGAAGAAGCUAAAAGGAUGGAGGAACGCAAUAAAUCUCUUCUGCUAAAACCCAAAGGGAACCUUUUAUUGAAGAAAAGUAAAUAAGAAAUCAUAUUUUCCGUUCUAGCUUACAUUACUUAUUAACAAAAUGGUGGAGUUGGUGUAUGGCUUUGUCUUGCUGUUAUUGUUUGUAGUACUUAUUUUGCCCUUUUCAAUGUUUUUCAAAAAUAAACUUUAAUGUAUAUCCACAA